AUGGGUCGAACACCGACCACACCUACAGCUUCCGCCAGCAAUGGCAGCAGUGAGUAUGGACUUCGUCGCGUAAGCACAUCACGAGACAGUCGUCCAGGCAUGGACAGCAACGACAGACCUGGCAUCCUUCAUCGUUCUCGUUCGCACUUGACCGAGUAUCGGAGUGGCAUUUCCCACCUCUUUCACAGUAACAAUGGUCGGUCUGGGUCUCCUACUUCAUAUCCAACCCUAUCGUCCGCCACAAAGAUCGAAGAGGAGACCAACCCGAAAUACAAUCCAAAUCACUUCUACCCUGCCAAGAUCAACGAGUUACUCAAUGACCGGUACAAAAUCCUGACCAAGCUCGGCUACGGUAUGACAGCGACUGUCUGGCUUGCCCAAGACCUGAAAGCUACUACCGUCGAUCGCAAGUAUGUCACCGUCAAGAUCUCUAUCAAUACACUCACGAACGAGUACUUCACGGGACGUCGCCAAAUCUCAGAGAAGAUCGCAACUGCGAAUCCUAAGCAUCCAGGUUACCAACAUGUUCGCUUCUCCCUUGACUCAUUCAGAAUCAAAGGGUCUCGGCACGGAAUCGAGCGUCAUCCCGAGCAUCUUUGCGUGGUGUAUAAUGUCCUCCGCGAACCCAUUGAUAAGUGUAUGGAUGGUUUUGCAAAGCGCCGCUUCAAUGGUCGUCGGCUUCGCAUACUUCUUCCAGGAUUACUGCAAGGCCUCGACUACCUGCAUACCGAAUGCGGUGUCGUCCAUACCGAUCUGAAGGGCGACAACAUCAUGCUGGGCCUUGGCGGACAAAAGGUCUUGGAAGACUUCGUUCAAUACCAGGCUGACCACCCACUACCACGCAAAAUGCCGGACCACCACGGUCGAGUCAUCUACAAAUCCUCUAGCCAAUUUGGGGACGGAACCGUGAGCGACGAGAUCAUAAAGAGUGCUAAGAUCACAGACAUCGGUCUUGCCGAGUGGGGUGCCGAAGAAAACAAUAAGUCGAUCCAGUCCAAUGCCUUCACAUGUCCCGAAGUCAUCCUCACAGCCGGAUGGACUUACCCUGCAGACAUCUGGAACCUCGGUGUUAUGCUCUGGGAUCUGGUUGAAGAAGAGGGUCUCUUUGACUGCAUUCCGACUGAACCUGGAAGAUAUCAAUCUGGUACCCACCUCGGCGUCAUGAUUGGCCUUCUGGGUCCUCCACCCAAAGAGCUCUUGGAGCGUGGUUCUACGGCCGCAACUUACUUCAACGAUCAAGGCGAAUUUCGGAAGCCAGAACUCAUCAAGAAGCACAUCUCGUUUGAGAACACUGUGCGCAACCUGAAAGGCGAAGAGAAGGAGCUGUUCAUCGACUUUGCGAAGAAGAUGAUCUGCUGGCUUCCAGAGGAGCGAUGGACUGCUAAGCAGUUGCUCGAUCAUCCUUUCCUGACGAAGACCGAGUUCGCCAUGCCUGAUCCCGCACACGACGAGAAGGAAUCGCGCGACCUAAUUGAGCAAUUCGCUGUCAGCCGUCCACGUUCGAUGACUGUCACCCCACAGCCAGAGUCAAGUCCCUCUCCACCGAAUGGUAGUCCGCCAGCUCGAACUCCUAGUAGGACUCCCGAACCUUCCAUCAAGAGUCUGUCGAUCUCUGGCCGGACCAAUACAAGCAGUACCAUUGGCAGUAUCAAUGGCCUCGGCGGACAACCCCUGACGCGUACUACUAGCAAUUUGUCUACGUCAAGCGGUAACUACGACAGUGGAGGGCUGAUUGCAGGAAUCUUGAAUCGACCUGCAAAACAGAAGAGUGGUACAACCACUCCGUGCAUCGAGGAGGAGACACCAGAUUGCGAUUCACACCAGCUUCGCUGA
Messenger RNA from Cyphellophora attinorum, 1833 nucleotides. RefSeq names its product Serine/threonine-protein kinase SRPK. Gene Ontology annotation, biological process: protein phosphorylation; regulation of mRNA processing; spliceosomal complex assembly. Gene Ontology annotation, molecular function: protein kinase activity; ATP binding. Bases 1 to 1833 code for a protein of 610 amino acids. The transcript is spliced from 2 exons. NCBI's taxonomy places the organism in Eukaryota, Fungi, Ascomycota, Eurotiomycetes, Chaetothyriales, Cyphellophoraceae. The record is from RefSeq and is a predicted model, not a curated record.